This is a messenger RNA of Mastomys coucha (southern multimammate mouse), 6383 nucleotides long. It is a transcript of the gene Kif5a, whose product is annotated as kinesin family member 5A. Gene Ontology annotation, biological process: microtubule-based movement. The record is from RefSeq and is a predicted model, not a curated record. Gene Ontology annotation, molecular function: ATP binding; microtubule motor activity; microtubule binding. The coding region runs from base 464 to 3547 and encodes 1027 amino acids. Lineage: Eukaryota; Metazoa; Chordata; Mammalia; Rodentia; Muridae. The transcript is spliced from 29 exons.
UGUAGGUGGAGUCUGAGGAGGAACAGACGGGUCGUGUGUAGCAAAGUGAGCUGUGUGGGGAAGGGGUGAGGACAAGGUUAUUCGCGAGCUUCCAGAUCGAGGACCCAGCCAGGUGAGCAAAAGCCAAGCUCCACCCUUGGGUGGUCGCUGUCCGGAGGAUCACCCCCUGCGAAGGAAACCCCGCCCCCGCGGCUCCUGCGCGCCCCGCCCAGGCCCGCAGCGCGGCUGCAGCGCAAGGGGCGGAGAGGCACAGCGCGGCGAGAGGACCAGACGCCCAGGUCGCCUGCAUCCAGUGCCGCAGGACACCGAAAGCGCAUCUUCUCCGGGGCGUCCCAGCUGCUCCCUUGGCCCCAGCGACAGAUCACCUGUCCUCCGCCUCGACCCCAGCCCUGCGCUCCCUUCCUUCGGAGCACACGCUACCCUUUCAGUCGGAGACGCGCCUAGCACCUCGUCGUCGACUACCAUGGCGGAGACUAACAACGAAUGCAGCAUCAAGGUGCUUUGCCGAUUUCGGCCCCUGAACCAGGCCGAGAUUCUGCGGGGGGACAAGUUCAUCCCCAUUUUCCAAGGGGACGACAGCGUCAUUAUUGGGGGAAAGCCAUAUGUCUUUGACCGCGUAUUCCCCCCAAACACGACUCAGGAGCAGGUUUACCACGCCUGUGCCAUGCAGAUCGUCAAAGAUGUCCUUGCUGGUUACAAUGGCACAAUCUUUGCUUAUGGGCAGACAUCCUCAGGGAAAACACAUACUAUGGAGGGGAAGCUGCACGACCCCCAGCUGAUGGGCAUCAUUCCCCGGAUCGCUCGAGACAUCUUCAACCACAUCUACUCCAUGGAUGAGAACCUUGAAUUCCACAUUAAGGUGUCUUACUUCGAGAUUUACCUGGAUAAGAUCCGUGACCUUUUGGAUGUGACCAAGACGAACCUGUCUGUGCAUGAGGACAAAAACCGGGUACCGUUUGUCAAGGGUUGUACCGAACGCUUUGUGUCCAGCCCAGAGGAAAUUCUGGAUGUGAUCGAUGAGGGGAAGUCGAACCGUCAUGUAGCUGUCACCAACAUGAACGAGCACAGCUCUCGGAGCCACAGUAUCUUCCUCAUCAACAUCAAGCAGGAGAACAUAGAGACGGAGCAGAAGCUCAGUGGGAAGCUGUACCUUGUGGAUCUGGCCGGCAGCGAGAAGGUCAGCAAGACAGGAGCCGAGGGAGCUGUUUUGGAUGAGGCGAAGAAUAUCAACAAGUCACUGUCUGCCCUGGGGAAUGUGAUCUCUGCUCUGGCCGAGGGCACCAAAAGCUACGUGCCGUACCGUGACAGCAAAAUGACGAGGAUUCUCCAGGACUCUCUGGGAGGGAACUGCAGGACCACCAUGUUCAUCUGCUGCUCGCCGUCCAGCUACAACGACGCAGAGACCAAGUCCACACUCAUGUUUGGGCAGCGGGCAAAGACCAUCAAGAACACUGCCUCCGUGAAUCUGGAGCUGACGGCUGAGCAGUGGAAGAAGAAGUACGAGAAGGAGAAGGAGAAGACCAAGGCUCAGAAGGAGACGAUUGCGAAGCUAGAGGCUGAGCUCAGCCGGUGGCGCAAUGGAGAGAAUGUGCCUGAGACUGAGCGUCUGGCUGGAGAGGACUCAGCUCUGGGAGCUGAGCUCUGUGAGGAGACCCCUGUGAAUGACAACUCAUCCAUUGUGGUCCGGAUUGCACCUGAGGAAAGGCAGAAAUAUGAGGAAGAGAUCCGCCGUCUCUACAAGCAGCUUGAUGACAAGGAUGAUGAGAUCAACCAGCAAAGCCAGCUCAUCGAGAAGCUGAAGCAGCAGAUGCUGGACCAGGAAGAGCUGCUGGUGUCCACUCGAGGAGACAAUGAGAAGGUCCAGCGGGAGCUGAGCCACCUACAGUCCGAGAACGAUGCCGCAAAGGACGAGGUGAAGGAAGUGCUGCAGGCCCUGGAGGAGCUGGCAGUCAACUACGACCAGAAGUCCCAGGAGGUGGAGGAGAAGAGCCAGCAGAACCAGCUGCUGGUGGACGAGCUGUCCCAGAAAGUGGCCACCAUGCUGUCCCUGGAGUCUGAGCUACAGCGACUCCAGGAGGUCAGUGGACACCAGCGAAAACGGAUCGCUGAGGUGCUGAAUGGGCUGAUGAGAGACCUGAGUGAGUUCAGUGUCAUCGUGGGCAACGGCGAGAUUAAGCUGCCCGUGGAGAUCAGUGGGGCCAUCGAGGAGGAGUUCACAGUGGCUAGACUCUACAUUAGUAAGAUCAAGUCAGAGGUGAAGUCGGUGGUUAAGCGAUGUCGGCAGCUGGAGAAUCUCCAGGUGGAGUGUCAUCGUAAGAUGGAGGUGACCGGUAGGGAGCUGUCAUCUUGCCAGCUGCUCAUCUCACAGCACGAGGCCAAGAUCCGUUCACUCACGGAGUACAUGCAGACUGUGGAGUUGAAGAAACGGCACCUUGAAGAGUCGUACGACUCCCUGAGCGAUGAGCUAGCCAGGCUCCAGGCGCAUGAAACUGUGCACGAGGUAGCCCUGAAAGAUAAGGAGCCAGACACACAGGAUGCGGAGGAGGUGAAGAAGGCCCUGGAACUACAGAUGGAGAACCACCGUGAGGCCCAUCACCGGCAGCUGGCCCGCCUCCGCGAUGAGAUCAAUGAGAAACAGAAGACCAUAGAUGAGCUGAAAGACCUGAACCAGAAGCUCCAGUUGGAGCUGGAGAAGCUUCAGGCUGAUUAUGAGAGGCUGAAGAAUGAAGAGAAUGAGAAGAGCGCCAAGCUCCAGGAGCUGACAUUUCUGUACGAGCGGCAUGAGCAGUCCAAGCAGGACCUCAAGGGACUGGAGGAGACAGUUGCCCGGGAACUCCAGACCCUCCACAACCUUCGCAAGCUGUUCGUUCAAGACGUCACGACUCGAGUCAAGAAAAGUGCAGAAAUGGAGCCCGAGGACAGUGGGGGGAUUCAUUCCCAAAAGCAGAAGAUCUCCUUUCUUGAGAACAACCUGGAACAGCUUACAAAGGUUCACAAACAGCUGGUACGUGACAAUGCAGAUCUGCGUUGUGAGCUUCCUAAAUUGGAAAAACGACUUCGGGCUACGGCUGAGAGAGUUAAGGCCCUGGAGGGUGCACUGAAGGAGGCCAAGGAGGGUGCUAUGAAGGACAAGCGCAGAUACCAGCAGGAGGUGGACCGCAUCAAGGAAGCUGUGCGGUACAAGAGCUCCGGCAAGCGGGGCCAUUCUGCUCAGAUCGCUAAGCCUGUGAGGCCUGGCCACUAUCCUGCCUCCUCACCCACCAACCCCUACGGCACCCGGAGCCCCGAGUGCAUCAGCUACACCAACAACCUCUUCCAGAACUACCAGAACUUGCACCUGCAGGCUGCACCUAGCUCCGCUUCAGAUGUGUACUUUGCCAGCAGCGGAGCCACAUCUGUUGCCCCCUUGGCUUCCUACCAGAAGGCCACCAUGGACAAUGGAAAUGCCACAGAUAUCAAUGACAACAGGAGUGACUUGCCGUGCGGCUACGAGGCUGAGGACCAGGCCAAGCUCUUCCCUCUCCACCAAGAGACAGCAGCCAGCUAACCCCCAACCCUGGCUACACAUCUGCACUUUCAGUUUCUAAGAGGGACUGAGGCCUCUUCUCUCAGCAUGCUGCAAAACCUGUGGUCUCUGAUACUAACUCCCUCCCCAGCCCAUGUUGUUGGACCAUUUGGUGUCUCCUCCUCCUCUGUACCUCUUUGUACUCUGUAUCUAUAUAUCAGAGGCUGCUGCUACGUCUCUCCUCUCUGUCCUACCCUCUAAGUAUCUGAUGAUGUAUUUAGCAGUUUUUAAGCAUAAUCUCCCUUCCUCGUUGGGCAUUAGGGAGGAGGGAAACGUUUCUUCUUUCUUCCAUAUACUUGUUUCUUACACCGAGUGAUGUCAGUCACUGAGUAGAGGUCACAGAAGAUAAAGGGAAAAUGGGAGCAGGGGGGCUGCCCUCCUUCUCUCUCACAGACACACAUGUACACACACACACACACACACACACGCAUGCACACACACAUAGUGUACAUACAAAGCCUUAAGCAGAAGAAUGUCUUAGCAUCUACGAAAAGAGAGAAACAGAUCCCCUCCUUACACAGAGCAAAGAGGAGGACCCAGUGGAAGGUUUGCAGCAUCACCCCCCACACACACACCCUAGCCCCCCCCACACACACACCCUAGCUCCCCCCCCCCAACACACACCCUAGCCUGCGUCAGCAGACUGAGGGAGGAGGUCUCCUCUGCCUUUUGCUCCCUUCUUCCCCAGUUUGAGAGUAUGGAUUGCUCAAGGGACUAUUUCCCUUUCUAGCCCAAGCCUCUUUUGGUACUUUCCAGUCCAGAUAUCACAACCAGAACUUAGAGUUGGUUUAAAACAUCUUCUGAGAAGCCAAGAAGGCAGAUUGCAGAGAAAGAGCAGCUCAUCUGUCUGUGACGAUGGCUGCAUAAACAGGUGGAGUCAGAAUGGUGGGCUCCGGGCUCCGGGCAGUGAGCAGGCUGGGGGACUCCUGUGUGCUACUCCAUCACAGAACCCUCAGGUUGAAGCUACCAGCUCGUUCUUUCUCCCAUAUCGGGCUACAUGUGCUUCUCACCCCUGACUUUGGUUUGGGGCUUCUAGUUUAUUGGCUUAAUAGCUGUCUCUAGAUGCCAUCCCUUCAAAAUGGAAUCUGGCUUGUUCCCAGUAUACCUUCCUCCUCCAAAUAGAGUUCCUUCUGUAAUCUCCAUCUGGUCCCAAGUGCACUUUAAAGACAGGGAUGGGGGAGCAGGUUGGAGCAUGGUGGCAGGCAGCUUCCUUGACACAUGAAAAAGCUCUGCUUUUGAUCCCAGCACUGCAAAUGCAAAAGCAAAAGCUGGAUGUAUUGGCUCACACUUUUGAAUGCUGCUCUCAGGGAGACGCGGUAGGAAAAUUGCUAAAUUUGAGGCCAGCCUGGACUACACAGUUCAAUCCAGGAGAGCUUGUGCUAUGAGGAAAUCCUAUCUCAAAAUGAAGGAAAGGAAGGAAGGAAGGAGGGAAGGAAGCAGGGACAGGAUAAUUUUUUUCUGAGCUGGUAGGGGCUAAGAGCUUGAAUCUCAUGCUCUCCCCACCGCCAUCUCAGCCCAACACUGAAGAGGAAGUUGCUUUAGUUCGGAUGGUCCUGUCGGUCCAUGUGCUAAGGUAGCUCUCCAGACAGCUGCAGGAAUGAGGGUCAGUACUCAGCCUGAGCCAAGGAAUCCAGUCUUCCCUGGGAUGGGAGACCCGGACUCCGACAGAGGGCAGCCUGCCAUGCAGACCGUCUAGGCCAUGUGGAUGACAGCUGCAAAUGUGGGCUGCAGUGACUGUGACUCCCCCAAGGGACCGGUUCUGCUCUUUAGGGAGUGAUCGAGAUGAAGACAGUAUCAGACUGGCAUGGGAGAACUCCCAAGUGGCAACUUUCAAACACUUUAGAAUAAAUCUGGGGCUGGUGAGAUGGCUCAGCAGGGAAGAGCACCGACUGCUCUUCGGAAGGUCAUGAGUUCAAAUCCCAGCAACCACAUGGUGGUUCACAACCACCCAUAAUGAGAUCUGAUGCCCUCGUCUGGUGCAUCUGAAGACAGCUACAGUGUACUUACAGUAAUAUAAUAAAUAAAUAAAUCUUUAGAAUAAAUCUGAUGUAGGAUAACUAAGCAGAGUCCAGGGCUUGGAUGGUGGCUCAAUGGUAUGUAGUGUGACAAGUCUAAGGGUUUGGUCUAUCUCUGGAACUGCAAACAACACGAAACAACCAAGAUGGGAAAGAAAUUCAGAGCUAGGAAUGUUAUAAUUUAUUUCUUUUCAUACCGUCCCCCAUUUCCCCCUCCCAGUGGACAAUGCUGAGGGUCCUGAGAUAGCCCUAAGAGCUUAGAAUUCACUUAUUUGCAAGAUGGCUUCAAUAUGCUCCCCCCACCCUAAAACCACAACUCAAAAGAAAGGUCAAUAGGUGCAGACAAAUCACACCAACUCAGACACAGUGGGCAAAGAAGGAGGAGAGCGUCCUCUGUGGCUCAUGCUGGCAGGACGCCUAGGAGUCUGGGGGAGUUUGCAUGAUCUUGCCACCAAACAAUUCUUUUCAAAACACAAGUGAGGAGAUGUGGAGGCGUACAGCAGAGCAGAUGAGGAAGGAGAUGGCAGAGGUCAGCCUUCCCUCAGCAAGAUGUAAGGGACAAGGCCAUUUGCUACACUAAAAAAACAGCCCUUCACCAGGUUCUCACCACACCCUCCCCUUACAUUCACUACAUCCCUUUCAGAAAGCUAGGCCACCACAAGGGCCCCUGGCCCACCCACUUACAUCUGCCAAAGUGAAAUGUUGCAUGCCGGUGUGGAGAACAAACCAAACCACACAAAUCCCAGUGUGUAUUUACUUGGUGGACACAAAUACCUUUAAAAUAAAGUAAACUCGAUGACGAA